CUAACUGGACUAUAGACUGAAAAUAGAAUCAUCCAAACUUAUCUAUAUACAUAUAUAUUUCUCUGUAUGCUUUGAAUGAUGCUUGACAACACAAUUCCAUUGUGAGUUCUCUCGUUAUUAUAAAUUCUUUGUUCAAGCGGAAGAAGUAUUCUUCUCUACGGUGUGAAUUUCAGCCGCAGCACCCGCUUCAAGAGAAGAUGGGUCUCUACCGUGGUGGAACCCAGGUUCCAGUCUUGUUGAUCUUAUCAUCGGUACUCAUCAUCGGUGUGUAUGGACAAGGAUCCACCACACUUGUUCCGGCUAUCAUCACGUUCGGUGAUUCGUCAGUGGAUGUGGGCAACAAUGACUAUGUUACAACCUUCUUCAAAGCUAAUUACCCUCCCUAUGGCAGAGAUUUCAUCAACCGUAAACCUACUGGAAGGUUCUGCAAUGGAAAACUAGCCACUGACAUCACUGCUGAGACUCUGGGCUUCACCACGUACCCUCCAGCCUAUCUUAGCCCCCAAGCGUCCGGGAAGAACCUUCUAAUUGGAGCAAACUUUGCCUCCGCUGGAUCCGGCUACGAUGACAAAACCGCUUUGUUAAGUCACGUGAUCCCAUUGUCACAACAAUUGGAGUAUUUCAAGGAAUACCGGAGAAAGCUAACCAAGGUGGCUGGUAUCAGAAAAGCGGCGUCCAUAACCAAGGACGCACUGUACCUAGUGAGCGCCGGUCCCAGUGACUUUCUUCAGAACUACUACGUCAAUCCCUACGUUAACAAAGUUUAUACUCCCGAUGAGUACGCAUCGUACCUUGUCGGCAUCUUCUCCAGCUUCAUAAAGAACUUGUAUGGGUUGGGAGCUAGAAGAAUUGGCGUGACUUCACUCCCUCCGUUGGGCUGCCUUCCGGCCGCAAUCACUUUGUUUGGGUUUGGAAACAAUGGAUGUGUCACGAAGAUCAAUACGAAUGCCCUUGGCUUCAAUAAGAAGAUUAAUGCAGCCAUGACACAGCUUAAGAAGGAACACUCUGACCUCAAAAUUGCCGUCUUCGACAUUUACAAGCCUUUAUAUGAUGUCAUUCGAUCUCCUUCUAAAUAUGGAUUUUUCGAGACAAGGAAGGGUUGCUGUGGAACAGGAAUCAUAGAGACGACAUCGUUUUUGUGCAAUCCCAAGUCACCGGGGACAUGCCCCAAUGCCACCCAGUACGUGUUCUGGGACAGCGUCCACCCAUCUCAGGCUGCCAAUCAGGUUCUCGCAGAUGCGUUGGUUCUCCAAGGCAUCUCACUUAUCGGAUAACCCAAGUCCUAAAAUGAUUAUAUUUUUUCUUAGUGUACUGCUUUCCUUUUCUUUUUACUAGUCUGCUAUCUGGGUGUGAAUGUCUUUAAUUUGUAUGAAGGAAGAUGUGGAAAUAUCUUUAUAAUAAAUCUGUUUGUCUCUUUUCUUUUUUUUU
Molecule: messenger RNA, 1428 nt
Organism: Nelumbo nucifera (sacred lotus)
Lineage: Eukaryota; Viridiplantae; Streptophyta; Magnoliopsida; Proteales; Nelumbonaceae
Product: GDSL esterase/lipase APG-like
Cellular component (GO): apoplast
Molecular function (GO): hydrolase activity, acting on ester bonds
Source: RefSeq, a predicted model, not a curated record